AUGAUAAGACAUUUAACAUACUUUAUCGACAUGGCAUCAAGAGAUGCAGAGGAACAUCAAGGAGAUCUGGAUCCAGAAUUAUUAGCAAAAGGAAUUGUCGACGAAGAAAGUGAAAUUCCAUAUUUAGAUGAGAAUUUACCAAAACUCUGUUGA
Messenger RNA from Funneliformis geosporum, 153 nucleotides. Lineage: Eukaryota; Fungi; Glomeromycota; Glomeromycetes; Glomerales; Glomeraceae. The record is from the annotation of a GenBank genome assembly.